Molecule: messenger RNA, 2196 nt
Organism: Cornus florida
Lineage: Eukaryota; Viridiplantae; Streptophyta; Magnoliopsida; Cornales; Cornaceae
Product: D-xylose-proton symporter-like 2
Exons: 14
Biological process (GO): transmembrane transport
Cellular component (GO): membrane
Molecular function (GO): fructose transmembrane transporter activity
Source: RefSeq, a predicted model, not a curated record
AAUUCUGUUGUCACAUUUUCAAACUCCUCCGAUCCCGAGCAGCACACCUUCUCCUCCAUCGGAAAGGCGGGAAAGUCAUCAGGUGGAAUCAACGGUAUUCAAGAGCCUCUUAUCAAUGAGGAAGCACAUUCGGAAAACUAUUCUGUGCUAUCUGCUAUCCUCCCAUUUCUUUUCCCAGCUCUUGGAGGACUACUUUAUGGCUAUGAUAUUGGUGCCACAUCUUGUGCUACAAUUUCUAUAGAGUCUGCCACGUUAAGCGGGAUUACAUGGUACAACUUUUCUUCUGUAGACAUUGGCCUCAUAACCAGUGGCUCAUUAUAUGGUGCCUUGAUUGGCUCUGUUUUGGCUUUUAAUAUUGCCGACUUCCUAGGAAGAAGAAGGGAGUUGUUUGUGUCUGCUCUAUUGUAUCUUUUUGGAGCUCUGAUAACAGCAGUGGCACCUGACUUGUUUGUUAUGUUGAUUGGGCGUUUUGUAUUUGGUAUUGGAAUCGGACUGUCAAUGCAUGCUGCUCUGAUUUACAUUGCUGAGACUGCCCCAAGUCAGAUACGAGGUCGAUUAAUUUCUCUCAAGGAGUUCGUUAUAGUUUUUGGUAUGGUUGUUGGUUAUACAGUUGGUAGCCUUUUGGUUGAUACAGUUUGUGGUUGGCACUAUAUGUAUGGAGCUAGCUCCGCUUUAGCGGUGAUUAUGGGAAUUGGAAUGUGGUGGUUACCUGCAUCACCUAGAUGGUUACUUCUUCGUGCUAUACAGGGAAAAGGCAGUAUGCAGGAUUUGAGAGAGACUGCCAUAUGUUCCUUGUGCUGGCUUAGGGGUGAAGCUAUUGGUGAUUCAGCUCCUGAGCUAGUAGAUGAAAUGCUGGCUGAGCUUUCUUAUAUUGGUGAAGAAGAAGAAGCUACACUAGGGGAAAUAUUUCGAGGGAAAUGCUUGAAAGCUCUUAUUAUUGGUGCAGGAUUAGUCUUGUUUCAGCAGAUAACAGGGCAACCUAGUGUACUAUAUUAUGCUGCAUCAAUCUUUCAGAGUGCAGGAUUCUCUGCAGCAUCUGAUGCGACAAGGGUUUCUAUUCUUCUUGGCUUAUUGAAGCUGAUUAUGACUGGUACAGCUGUUCUGCUUGUUGAUAGACUUGGGAGAAGACCUUUACUACUUGGAGGUGUCUCUGGUAUUGUAAUCUCGUUAUUCCUUUUGGGAUCAUAUUACACUUACCUUGAUGAUGCACCACCGGUUGUGGCUGUAGUUGCGCUGCUACUAUAUGUCGAAUGUUAUGAGCUAUCAUUUGGUCCCAUCGGGUGGCUGAUGAUUUCAGAGGUCUUCCCAUUACGUCUACGAGGGCGAGGAUUAAGUAUAGCAGUGCUUGUAAAUUUUGGAGCAAAUGCACUAGUAACGUUUGCAUUUUCUCCUCUGAAGGAAUAGCAGUUUUGUCGCUCAUUUUCAUAUUUUUCAUCAUACCAGAAACAAAGGGGCUCAGUCUGGAGGAGAUCGAGGCCAAACUCCUCUAGGCUUUGUUGCCUCCAAGCAAACAUCUGUGCUCGAGAUGCUUGUCCUUUCAACAUCUGCUGUGAGACCAUACUCGGUCCGUUGAAUCUUUAAGAACAUAUAAGCACAAGUUCAGCUGGAAGUAGAAUAAAACUUAAAGAACAUAUAAGCACAAGUUCAUUUUUAGGGAAGGAUACUUUUCAUAUCUUGUCUCGUUCUCUUCAUUCUUGAAUAUCAGAGAAGUUUUUAGCGUUGUCUAGCUACAAUGCUACAAGUUGGGAUCCAAUGCAAUCAAAAUUGAAACACACACUGCUGUGUGUUUCUAUCACAGCCCUUGAUUGUUGUACAGCUCCCGUUCCAUAAUGUGUGUGCAGCAGAGGAUCCAUGCAGACACCGGCAGAUCCAGGGGUGGGCUUGAGGGCUCAAGCCCAACCCGAAUUUUUUUUUUUUUUUUUGGCUAUACAUAAAUUUAGACCAGCCCAAAAAAUAUUAAAAAUAAAAUAAAAUAAAAUAAUUAUUACUAGUAUUAGCCCAUCCAAAAAAAUAUUAACCCACCUCAUUGACAAUUUUUGAAUCCGUUCUUACACGCAGGGUGCAAAGUUGCAUUUCCCUUUGAUACGGUGGGCUCUUAUAUAUAUAAUUAUAUGUGUGUGUUUGUGAAUUUUAUGUUAUUUUUUAUGGGUUGUUUGACCUUUGGGAUCAUAAAUAUGGUAUGGGGUCAACUUGAGU